Messenger RNA from Microstroma glucosiphilum, 300 nucleotides. RefSeq names its product barwin-like endoglucanase. NCBI's taxonomy places the organism in Eukaryota, Fungi, Basidiomycota, Exobasidiomycetes, Microstromatales, Microstromataceae. The record is from RefSeq and is a predicted model, not a curated record. The annotation marks the transcript as partial. The transcript has a single exon.
UACAAGGGUCAGGCCACCUGGUACACUCAGGACGGCAAUGCUGGCUCUUGUGGCAACUACAAUUCCGACUCUGCAAUGAUUGUUGCGGUGACGGAGAGCAUGAUGAAGAGCUCCCUCUGUGGCAAGAAGGUGACGAUCAAGAACACUGCCAAUGGCAACACGCAAACUGCCACCAUUGCCGACACUUGCCCAGGAUGCGAGAGUCAAUCGUUGGACCUGUCCACUGGUCUCUUUAGCGCACUGGCUGAUGCCGACAUGGAUCUGGGUGUGCUGAAGAUCGAGUGGUCCAUUGACUCGUAG